CUAUCUAGCUCUGCGAGGACCUUUAUUUUGUAUUGCUCUGUCAGCCACGCCUCUUCCGGUCACUCUUCACUUACGUGGCUGUUUUUGCUCUUUUUCCGGUCGGACGGAUUCUGCCUUUACCUGUCACACGAUGGAGUUGGAGGCCAUGACGAGAUACACCAGUCCGGUGAACCCGGCCGUGUUUCCUCACCUCACCGUGGUGCUGCUGGCCAUCGGCAUGUUCUUCACCGCCUGGUUCUUCGUAUACGAGGUGACGUCCACGAAGUACACGCGAGAUCUGUACAAAGAGCUGCUCAUUUCUCUGGUGGCGUCGCUCUUCAUGGGCUUCGGCGUCCUGUUCCUCUUGCUGUGGGUCGGCAUUUAUGUCUGAAAGUUGUAGAAAUGACGUGAAGGCUACAGGAAAACAUUCCAAGGUGAUCAGAACUUUUUUUUUUUUGUUUGUUUCCCGGGACUUCAGACUUUGCAGAAGCACUGGGAGCUUGGAUCGAGUUUGCACUGGCAUGACGGGACUGUGGAUUAAUAUUUCACAAAUAAAAACAGUUUUUGUUACAAAAAUCAAAAA
Puntigrus tetrazona (Sumatra barb) is the source of this 562-nucleotide messenger RNA. It is a transcript of the gene tmem258, whose product is annotated as transmembrane protein 258. The transcript is spliced from 4 exons. Gene Ontology annotation, cellular component: membrane-bounded organelle. The record is from RefSeq and is a predicted model, not a curated record. NCBI's taxonomy places the organism in Eukaryota, Metazoa, Chordata, Actinopteri, Cypriniformes, Cyprinidae. Gene Ontology annotation, biological process: protein N-linked glycosylation. The coding region runs from base 131 to 370 and encodes 79 amino acids.